AUGAAACUUCUAAUAAUCUUUUUAUUCCUUUAUAAGAUAGUAAGUUUACCUAUACAGGGUAAUGAACACUUAACAGGAGAUCCAGUUAUAAGUCAUCAAGUGAAAUUUGAAAUAACGGAAAGAAGAACCGAUUUAGAAGUAAAUGAUUUUAUUGAUACUGAAGUUGGAACUUUAACAUUAGGAUUAUUCGGGAUAACUGUACCCAAAACAGUUAGAAAUUUCGUAGCAUUAGCCAAUCUGACAUAUGGAUAUGGAUAUAAAGAUACACCAUUCCACAGAAUUAUCAAAGAUUUCAUGGUUCAAGGUGGAGAUAUCAAAUCAGGACCACCAUCAAUCUAUGGAGAUAAAUUUAAAGAUGAAAAUUUCAUACUCAAGCAUGAUAAAAGAGGAAGAUUAUCCAUGGCCAAUGCCGGACCUAAUACUAAUGGAGGACAAUUUUUUAUCACUACUAAAGAGGAUUGUGGAUGGUUAAAUGGUCAUCAUGUAGUUUUUGGACAAUUGAUUGAUGGGUUUGAUACUUUACAAUAUUUGGAUAAUGUCCAAACCGGUCAACAUGAUAAACCUGUCAAUGACUAUAUAAUCUCCAAAGUGGAAGUCAUAACUAUCUAUGAUUCUGACACUAUGGUUCAUGAAAAGGAAAAUGUGCCAGUUGAAACUAUUAUUGAACCUCCAGGUCAAAAUUAUAGUUACUUGUUCAUUUUCAUUCUUUUAGUGGCCGUUGGAUUAUUUGUUAGAAAGCAUUAUUUCAAAAGACAAUACAUCACAGAUAUUAAAGAUUCAAAUUAUUUCUAG
Messenger RNA from Yamadazyma jaroonii, 792 nucleotides. Lineage: Eukaryota; Fungi; Ascomycota; Pichiomycetes; Serinales; Debaryomycetaceae. The record is from the annotation of a GenBank genome assembly.